GCAGAUGCACUUUCACAAAAGUUGAUUGAAAAGAAUAAGCAGUUGGAUUUUUACCGGAACAAAAACUUUUUGCUCGUGGGAACCUUUUAUCUGGGUCCCUGUCUAUCGGUAUGGUAUAGGUUCAUUGCCAACUUCUUUACUGGACAUCCCACCAUGAAGUUGGUUAAACUGGUAUGUGCGGAC
Messenger RNA from Opisthorchis viverrini, 183 nucleotides. RefSeq lists its product as hypothetical. NCBI's taxonomy places the organism in Eukaryota, Metazoa, Platyhelminthes, Trematoda, Opisthorchiida, Opisthorchiidae. The transcript has 2 exons. The record is from RefSeq and is a predicted model, not a curated record. The annotation marks the transcript as partial.